AUGGUACAUUCACAGACCUCAAAACUCAUGAGCCCUAGUCUCGUCCACGCCGACGCGUCCAACUUCGCCAACGGCGUCACCAAGGAGGAGGCCUACGAGCAGGUCCUCCUGCAGGCAGAGGGCCUCUUUGACGGUCAAAGAAACUGGGUCUGGUACGCAAACCCCCAAACAACGCAGCCUGCUCACACCUCCCUCCUCUGGCACGCCUACCACUCCCUCCCGGCCCCCUCCGCCUCGGUGAACUGGGCCGGCUUCUACGUCCUCGACCCGCUCUCCACCCCCGCCAAGCCCUCCCUCAUCCUGGGCCCCUUCAUGGGCAAGGUCGCGUGCCAGACGAUCCCCUUUGGCCGGGGCGUCUGCGGCGCCGCGGCCGCCACGCGCGAGACCCAGCUCGUGCCGGACGUCGACGCCUUCCCGGGCCACAUCGCCUGCGACGGUGACAGCAAGAGCGAGGUCGUCGUCCCCGUGGUGGCCGAGGGGGGCAAGCUCGUGGCCAUCAUCGAUGUCGAUUGUGCCGUGACGCAAGGGUUCGACGAGGUUGACCGUGUGUGGCUGGAGAAGCUCGCCGCUCUGCUGGCCAAGAGCUGCGACUGGUGA
This is a messenger RNA of Colletotrichum spaethianum, 597 nucleotides long. Its product is annotated as free methionine-R-sulfoxide reductase. Gene Ontology annotation, molecular function: protein binding; L-methionine (R)-S-oxide reductase activity. Bases 1 to 597 code for a protein of 198 amino acids. Gene Ontology annotation, cellular component: cytosol. The record is from RefSeq and is a predicted model, not a curated record. The transcript has 4 exons. Lineage: Eukaryota; Fungi; Ascomycota; Sordariomycetes; Glomerellales; Glomerellaceae.